Molecule: messenger RNA, 1324 nt
Organism: Gordionus sp. m RMFG-2023
Lineage: Eukaryota; Metazoa; Nematomorpha; Gordioida; Chordodea; Parachordodidae
Exons: 3
Coding region: 78-1172 (364 amino acids)
Biological process (GO): membrane organization
Cellular component (GO): membrane
Molecular function (GO): ATPase activator activity
Source: RefSeq, a predicted model, not a curated record
AACAAGCGUGUUGAAUAAAAAAAUAAAAUAACUUUAUAUGACACCAUUUAUUGCUAAAUAAAGGCGUUCAUUUUUUUAUGGAUCUUGACGAAGAUUUUCAUACAGAAAAAGAGGUAGAUCCUGAUAAAGAUUGUGUAGAUGCAGACUUCUUAACGCUCAAUAAAGGUGAUACCUCAUUUACAUAUGGAAAUAUAAUGAAGUCUUAUUCUUAUGAUACAGCUAAAAAUCGAAAAUUUGCCAAUAUAAAUAAUUUGCCAAAAAAUCGAAAAUUGCCACAAAUUAAUCAAUCAAUUGAUGGAAGAUUUUUAAAUAAGGAAUUGGAUUAUAAAAAGAACAUAUCUAAAUUGAUAAUAAGUUAUAUAUAUGCAAACCGAUUAUAUUGUGUACUUGUCAUUUUAAUUAUAUUUGCCAUUUUACCAAUAAAUCUAUUCUCUAAAAAUGAUACCUUUCAACCAAAUAUAUCUUCAAAGUUUAUAUCUCAAUUUGAUAAAAAUAUAAAGGACUCCUCAACAUUUAAAAAUAUGAAUACUAGAGAAUUGCAAAUUAUUAAAUCAGCUAUUUUAUCAAAAAUAGAAAAAUCUGAACCUAAUUCACCAUCUAUUGUAAUUAUAGCUGAAACAUCUCCAGAUUUAAAAAUUAAAAAACCUAAUCUUGACCAACACCAUUCUACUAUUUUUAUGAAAAGCAGUAAUUACGAGACAAAAAAUUUAUUAUUAGCCAAAACAUUAGGAAAAAUUAUAUCUAACAUUUAUCAAGAAAAUAAUAACAAAAUUCAAGAAUUGGACAAAAUUAUCAAUCUAAAUACUUUGUUAUAUAAUUCCAAUAUUGAUGAACAAAAAUUGAAAAUUGUACAAAUGUUAACUAAAUAUAAAAAUGAAGAUGUUAAAGUAUUUAUUAUUAUUGGAUUAGAAAAUAUUUCAGGAAAAACUGCUUUAAUUUUUCAUUCAAUUUGUGAUCAGAAUGAUUCUCCUUUUAAAAGUGCUCAUUUUUUCUUUCCAAUUUAUAUUGAUAAAAACAUGACCAACCAAAAUUUUUUUAAUUUAUGUGGCAAAACCUUUGACAACAGUUGUUUAUUAGAAGCAUAUUUAACUGAUAAGUGGAGAAAAAGUAUAGGAAUAGAUAGAAUAGCAGCGUUAUUUAGCCGCAUAGGAAAUAAUAUUGUUAAUAUAUAAUUGUAUAAUAUGUAUAGUAAAAAUUUAUACUGAUUAAAAUCAAUAUAUUAUGAUCAGAUGAAGUAUGAAAAUUAAAUAUUUAUAAUGAUUCUGUGAAUCCAAAUUUAUCAUUUUUUUAUGAUCUAUAUUGGAUACUAGAUAUAAUUAAAAUA